GCGCAGGAGGACUCCGAGCGGCUGUGGCAUGGGGGUUGCUGGGUAUUGGGGGGAGCAGAGGGGGUGUUGGGGGGCAGGGGAUGCUGGGGGUCCCUGGCUCAGCCUGUCCCCGCCCAGGCGCAGGAGGACUCCGAGCGUCUGCGCAGCAUCGUGCUGCCCAUGGAGGAGGAGAUCGCCAAGCUCAAGAGCAAACUCUCCCGGGCCGAGGGGCUGAUCCAGGGGUUGCGGGGGCCUGAGGGGUCGCUCUGCGGCUCGUCGGAGUCCCUGCUGUCUGACGCGGAGGCUCCCAGCCGGGUGCCCCCUGCCCACCCUGGGGGAGAGGGGGAUGAAGGCUCCGGACCGGAGGGCGAGGAGGAACCGGGAGGGGGCCUGGCCUUCGCCCGCGGCUGCGACAGCGUCUCCAUCAUCUCCAUCGCCAGCUCCAGCGCUGGCUCCCCCCGGCCCCGGCGCCGGCCCAGCCCGGAGCACGAGGACACGGCCUCCCUGCUGUCCACCGGCACCCUGGUGCCCGAGAGCAUCUACCUGCCGCCCCCCGGCUUCCAGCUGGUGCCUGAUGGGGAGUGGACGCAAUUGCAGCAGGAGGCCAGGGGGCACCAGGAGUCCCUGCAGCAGCUGAGCGAGCAGCUGGAGGCGGCGACACAGGAGAAGUUGGGACUGCAGGAGGCGCUGAGACGGAGCAGCGAGGACUGUGCCAAGCAGGUAGCAUGGGCAGCUCCCCUUCCCCCA
This is a messenger RNA of Terrapene triunguis (Three-toed box turtle), 726 nucleotides long. Its product is annotated as rab GTPase-binding effector protein 2-like. The annotation marks the transcript as partial. Gene Ontology annotation, molecular function: GTPase activator activity; growth factor activity. The transcript is spliced from 3 exons. Gene Ontology annotation, biological process: endocytosis. The record is from RefSeq and is a predicted model, not a curated record. Lineage: Eukaryota; Metazoa; Chordata; Testudines; Emydidae. Gene Ontology annotation, cellular component: intracellular membrane-bounded organelle.